UUGUGAGUUUCUCUUCGGGAAGUUUCUUCUGUUACUGAUCCAGAUCCCCCCAAUAUAUCACCCACAGGAGGAGAGAACCCCAAUAUAUCACCCACAGGAGGACCCCCCCCCCCAAUAUAUCACCCACAGGAGGAUGUCCCCCUAAUAUAUCACCCACAGGAGGGCGUCCCCCUAAUAUAUCACAGACAGGAGGAUGUCCCCCAAAUCUAUCACCCGCAGGAGGAUGUCCCCCCUCUUCCUGCUUAUUCUGGGAGUGUCAGGUGUCUGCUCUGACAGUCACACGCUGCGGUAUUAUCAUACGGGGGUCUCAGAUAAAGGAUCGGGGCUGCCGGAGUACUCUGAAGUUGCAUAUGUGGAUGAUCAGCAGAUUACACAUUAUAGCAGCGACUCUCGUCACUUCCAACCUGUGGCUUCGUGGAUGAGUAAUGAGGAACCGGAGUACUGGGAGAUACAGACACAGAUUGGUAGAUUCCAUGAGGCUGUAUGCAAGCACAAUGUGAGGACAGUGAUGAGUCGCUUCAACCAGACUGGAGGUCUCCAUUCCUUCCAGAUGAUGCGCAGCUGUGAGCUGAGAGAUGACGGCAGCACCGCGGGGUAUCAGCAGUACGGAUAUGACGGGAGAGAUCUCAUUCACCUGGACACAGAGAGCUGGAUCUAUAUCCCCACCAUGCACGAGGCUCAGAUCACUGCACAGAGAUGGAACAGACCAGAUGUACAAGAGAUAGAGAGACAGAGGAUUUAUCUGCAGAAUACCUGUAUAGAGUGGCUGAAGGGACACAUCAACAAUGGGAGAGAGGAUCUGGAGAAGAGAGUUGUCCCAGAGGUGAAGAUCACAGGUCACCGGUCAGGCGAGGUCACAAAGCUCCGCUGUCAGGUGUACGGGUUUCACCCCCGAGCUGUGGAUGUGAAGUGGAUGAGGGACGAGCAGGACGAGGUUCUGUCUGAUGAGGCCAGCCGGAUCCUCCCCCAUCCUGACGGCACCUAUCAAAUAAGAGUCACCAUUGAAGUGCCGGCCGGGGAGGAGGAGCGUUACUCCUGUCAUGUGGAUCACAGCAGCCUGGAGAAGACGCUCAGCGUGAAGUGGGAGCCUAGAAGUGGCCCCUCAGUCGGGGUGAUCAUUGGUGCGGUCAUCGGAGGUCUCGCUGUUCUCGCACUUGUCAUUGGCGCAGUUCUUAUAUACAGGACAAUGUAUCACAUCCCUAAAUCCAUUCAGGUCCUCUUCUCACUUCCUGCUAUUAUUCAAUAA
This is a messenger RNA of Pseudophryne corroboree (corroboree frog), 1246 nucleotides long. Its product is annotated as class I histocompatibility antigen, Gogo-B*0102 alpha chain-like. The record is from RefSeq and is a predicted model, not a curated record. The coding region runs from base 194 to 1246 and encodes 350 amino acids. Gene Ontology annotation, cellular component: external side of plasma membrane. The transcript is spliced from 6 exons. NCBI's taxonomy places the organism in Eukaryota, Metazoa, Chordata, Amphibia, Anura, Myobatrachidae. Gene Ontology annotation, biological process: immune response.